This is a messenger RNA of Trichoderma virens Gv29-8, 2136 nucleotides long. RefSeq lists its product as uncharacterized. The transcript is spliced from 7 exons. Bases 1 to 2136 code for a protein of 711 amino acids. Gene Ontology annotation, cellular component: cytoplasm. NCBI's taxonomy places the organism in Eukaryota, Fungi, Ascomycota, Sordariomycetes, Hypocreales, Hypocreaceae. Gene Ontology annotation, biological process: signal transduction; regulation of GTPase activity. The record is from RefSeq and is a predicted model, not a curated record.
AUGGCGACGCUUCACCUGGGAACUGCUGCAGACCAACCCAGCCCUCCACCCCCAACUGAUCCAGCCGUGUUGAAGUUGGUAGGCGAGGUGCUGGCAUCCGAGCAAGGUAUUCCUGCGCUGCUGCAGCGCCUGAAACAGAGCAUAGCUUCCGCAAAGGAGUUCGGUACCUUUCUCAAAAAACGAGCCGGCCUGGAAGAGGACAGCGCCCAGACCCUCAAGAAGCUGGCGCGCGCCACCCAGGAUAACAUACGGCGACCCGAACAACGCGGGGGCACAUUUGUCCACGUCUAUGAGGAAAUGGUCCAUAUUCACGAGCGCAUGGCUGAUAAUGGCAUCCAGUUUGCCGCCACACUUCUCCAAAUGAACGAAGAGCUCCUCGAGGCCGCCGGAAACGCUGAGCGCAACCGCAAGGUCUGGAAGGCAAACGGCCUGGCCGCUGAGCAAAAAGUCAUCGAUCUCGAGGCUGCCAUGCGCAAGAGCAAAGCAAAAUACGACUCUCUGGCUGAAGAGUACGAUCGCGCCAGGACGGGCGAAAGCAGGCCCGGUGGUGGCAAGGUCUUGGGCGCAUUCAAGGCACACAAGUCGGCCGCCCAGCAAGAAGAGGAGCUCCUGAAAAAGGUUCAAGGCGCAGAUCAGAUAUAUCACAGCGCCGUCACCAGUCUCCAGACCGAAAAGGCCCAGCUUCAGACCACGACCCGCCCCGAGAUUGUCAAGUCAUUGCAAGAGGCUAUCCGCGAAAUAGACUCUGCUGUCGGGAUGCAGAUGCAGAGAUUCGCUUUGAACAAUGAGAACCUGCUGCUAGGCAAUGGUCUUGUCAUUAGCCCUUUCAGGAACACAGCUAGCAUCGGCCCCAACCAACCUCGAAGCAUGCGAUAUGCCAUCGCUUCCAUCAGCAUUGACAAGGACCUUGAUGAGUUCGUGGCAGGAUUCCACUCCAAGGUUCAGCCAAACCCCGGCGAGAUCAAAUACGAACGCAAUGCGGUCCUUGGUCCAGUGCCCAGCUCCAUGGGUCACUCAUCACUACCCUCUGUUUCCCACACUUCCAAGCCUUCCGUCAGCCAGGCUGCUCCUGCGAGCGGAUACCAACAAUCCCCACAAUCCUUUACAAUCAACUCAAGAACAGGCGCUGGCAACAACUUUGGCAGUCCAACAGCAGGCGGCCCUGGUCCUCAGGGAGGCCCGGGACCCAUAGUACCGGCGGCUGCUUCUACUCCCACCAGUGCAGAGCCUCUGAAGUCGUUCCACCAGUCCAACCACAGCCGAACCUUUAGUCAAGGCAACAUGCUGAACUCUCCCAUCAGCCCUCAAUCUCAGCCGUUCGGUGCAGGUCCAGCACCAGGAGGUCCUCGAUUCCCCAACGGUGGUCCCAAUACCACUGGCCCGCCUCAACUCGGAGCGCUCCCGUUCCAAGAUCAUGAAGGCCCAUCAGCCAAGAGCGCUUCACCUCCUCAGAUGGGACUUCCGUACCAGCCUCCUGGGCCAAGCGCUCCGCCAGCAUACAGCGCUCCCAAUCAUGGUCCGCCGGCCUCCAAGCCAGUCUUUGGUGUCCAUCUCGGCCGCCUUUAUGAGAGAGACGGCCUCGCUGUCCCCAUGGUUGUGUAUCAGUGCAUCCAGGCUGUUGACCUGUUUGGCCUCGGGGUAGAAGGAAUCUACCGCCAAUCUGGAUCGCUGAAUCACAUUAAUAGGCUAAAAACCAUGUUUGACUCUGAAUCCCAGGCACAAGCCCUUGAUUUCAGAAACCCGGAAAACUUCUUUCACGAUGUCAACAGCGUUACGGGCCUGUUGAAGCAGUUCUUCCGCGACCUGCCUGACCCCUUGUUCACGACAGAACACCACAGCAGCUUUAUCAACGCAGCGAAGCACGAGGACGAGAUUGUUCGACGAGACUCACUCCACGCCAUCAUCAACAGCCUGCCCGAUCCCAACUACGCUACCCUGCGCGCCCUGAUGCUGCAUCUGCACCGUGUCAUCGACAAUUCUCACGUCAACCGCAUGAACUCUCACAACCUGGCCGUCAUUCUCGGUCCCACUCUCAUGGGCACCGAUCCAAGCACCGCCAUCACUGAUGCCGGCUGGCAGAUCAAAGUCAUCGACACUAUCCUGGUGAACACGUACCAGAUUUUCGAUGAGGAUUAA